AUGUACAAGGCCCUUCAAGCGAUCUUCUCAUCUUUCCUGCAGGCAAUCUGGUGCCUGCCGCAAUCUGUCCUCCGCCGUCCGAUGGCAUUGCCGCUGACGUUGGCGAGUGUCAUCGCACAAGACCAAUUUCCCCAUCUCACCGACACCGAGGCCGUAUUGCUCUUCGUAGAAUCAUUUCCAGCCGAAAUUGCACACUUGCAACAUGCAAGUGUGACUGUUGAAUCUGGUUCGAGCACACCUCUGGGCUGCUGCGAUGGCAAAUCGCCCUCCGCCCUCAUCUGCGGGACGGAACAUGCCGAGGUCAACCGCACGCUGAUCAGCAUGCUGGCGCUCAAAUGGCUGCUCGCGAAUGACUACGACUCGUUCGUACGCGGCCAGCCAGAGGAAGGAGGCCGGUUGACCUGGGAAUCGUUCCAGCAGAUGCGAAGGACCUUCACCAGCCUGUCCCACGACGCGCUCUACGCGUUACUAGUCGCGACCAUCAUCGAUGACAUCGGGAAGGAUCCCAAUCUGUCUCACCAGGCAGACCUCAGUCACUCCGAGGUCGUCUACCACGCAGCUUCUACGGGUCGCAUCCCGUCCCUUUCGACCGUCCCGAGCGCCAGCAAGGAGACCAUCCUGCAAAGCCUACAGAUCGGCAGCAAGCUCAACCUCUCGCAGCUGGUGCAAGGCGAAUGCCCCCCGGCCAGUCUAUCCGUGCUGCGCGCCGUGCAGAGUCCGUCAGCAUUUGAAAUGCGCGCCAGGGUGACGCUGCUCGAUGUCGCCGGCGCCGGCGCCCACCGCGAUGCGCGCGGCUGCGUCAUGAUGACCGAGUCGGUGAGCUCUACAUACCUGCGCGCUAUUGAGGUGGUGCGCGAGUUUCCUCAGGGUGUGUAUCGCGAUGAGCGCGCGUGCUACGACCGGAUUCUGGAGGAUCGGGCGGAGCUGCUGCACGGACAGGGCUUUGAGCUUCUGUCGACGCGGAGCGCGGACGAGCGGGCGCUCUUGCGGCUGUUCUGCAUGGGUCGCGUGGGCUGCAAGGAGUCUGCUGUCGUGUUCCAGAGGGCGUUUGAUGCGCUUUUGCCGACUGUGAGGCUGACGCUGGUGGACGGGCUGGGUGUGGAUGGGAUCGGUGAUGGGGUGGCGGUGGUCCCUUAUUAUGCGCCCGGUUUGCUGGCCGAGGUGCUUCGGGGAUGUCACGACGAAAAGGAUGAUGUUGUGCCUGCACUGUCUGCAUUUUUACGGUUUCUCGCGCGUGUUUUUGGCUCCCAGCCACGGUCGGAGGACACGGGAGUCGUGGAACGCGACUUGUCGUUUGUGCAGGCUGUGAUCAAGGAUCGAGCAUUUGCGGAAGACCCGUCUGUCCUGGAUACCGUGCGUCUUCCUUGGAUGCCUGUAGGCUCGCAAGUAUGA
This is a messenger RNA of Aspergillus clavatus NRRL 1, 1392 nucleotides long. RefSeq lists its product as uncharacterized. The record is from RefSeq and is a predicted model, not a curated record. NCBI's taxonomy places the organism in Eukaryota, Fungi, Ascomycota, Eurotiomycetes, Eurotiales, Aspergillaceae. The transcript has a single exon. Bases 1 to 1392 code for a protein of 463 amino acids.